This is a messenger RNA of Pangasianodon hypophthalmus (striped catfish), 2228 nucleotides long. RefSeq names its product CLN5 intracellular trafficking protein (gene cln5). Gene Ontology annotation, cellular component: lysosome; lysosomal membrane. The transcript has 4 exons. The record is from RefSeq and is a predicted model, not a curated record. Bases 86 to 1072 code for a protein of 328 amino acids. Gene Ontology annotation, biological process: lysosome organization. NCBI's taxonomy places the organism in Eukaryota, Metazoa, Chordata, Actinopteri, Siluriformes, Pangasiidae. Gene Ontology annotation, molecular function: hydrolase activity, acting on glycosyl bonds.
CGCAGUCAUGUGGCGAAAUGAGGAAGUGCCUCUGCCGCGGAAGACAAAGUUUCUGCACAGUGAAGUCUAACAUGAGCCUUCAAACAUGACUGUUAAAUGUUUUUAUUUUCUCAUUCUGAUCUGUUUCCUGGUUUUGAUCAGUUCUCGGAAUAGUAGUGGAAAGAGAGUUUGGCCUGUUCCUUACAGGCGAUUCGACCGUCGUCCUCCCACUGACCCUUACUGCCAAGCGCUUUACCCAUUUUGCCCGACUGGAGACCCGGAUGGUCGCAUCCCCUACAUGAGAGACAGCGAUGUCAUUUCCGUGUUUAGACUUCAAACUCCCGUGUGGGAAUUCAAAUAUGGAGAUCUUUUGGGGAAAUUUCAUAUAAUGCAUGAUGCCAUUGGAUUUGCCAGCUCUGAGACAGGAAGAAACUAUACCAUGGAAUGGUACGAGCUUUUCCAGCUUGGAAACUGCACUUUUCCCCAUGUCAGGGAGGACAUAAUGGCUCCUUUUUGGUGCAAUCAGGGUGCCGCCUGCUUCUUUGAGGGAAUAGAUGAUGUGCACUGGAAACAGAAUGGAACUCUGGAGAAAGUGGGAGAGAUUUCUGGUGAGCAGUUUAAUGAUCUGGCACGGUGGGUUCAAGAGGACAACGAGACGGGGAUUUAUUAUGAGACGUGGACAGUGAGGUCAGACCUAGGACCCAACUCAACCACAUGGUUUGACUCGUAUGACUGUUCACAGUUUGUACACCGCACGUACAGGAAAUUGGCAGAACUAGGAGCCAAGCUCUCAAGCAAAACUCAGACAAACUACACCAAAAUCUACUUGUUCAGCGGUGAGCCUACUUAUCUUGGAGAUGAUGGCAUCUUUGAUCAACCCUCAAUGAAAACUCUGGCCACAGACAUCAGAAAGUUUUACCAUUCUUUUCAGCCUCACCAGUCGAUGUUUCAGUUCAUCCUCAGCCUGGUGGAAGCCUAUAAAAAAGUAGUGCUGGAGAAGACUUUCUAUUUGUUCUACAACUUUGAGUAUUGGCACUUGCCAAUGAAGCCCCCUUACAUCCAAAUUACAUAUGAAGAAGUUCCUCUGCCAUGAUGAAAGCAGCCUUGAGUUUUUUUUUCUUUUCCUCUGUAAAUCUGAGUUAUGACAGUUUUGCACACGAAACAGUCAUUUGUUACUUCUGAUUACAGUCAGUGAUUAUUUCCACAUGUUAAGCUUUGCUGGAGAUGAGUAACAAUGAAGUCAUGUGUUCUGUUGUAAAUACCAGUGCUGUUGAAGGCUCGAUUCUGAUUAGUCAGAAAGUGUUAAUUCAUUUUCUAUAAAAGCACAGCUCAGACAGUAGAUCUGGCUGCAAGGCAAAUCACAGAUUUAUAUGAAUGUGCUCAUUCUAAUGUUAUUGUUUAUGUUGCAACAAAUUCCACAGGGCCAUGUAUAGAGAAUAUUUCAUGUAAACAGAUUUUUAAAAUGUCUGAAAGUGUUGAAGUUUAUUUAACGUUUUUGGAAGGAGUCUCCACUGUCAUUGCUUUGUAACAGUCAAGAAGUAGAAUUGUGACUAAAUUUUCUAACUCAGGAGUCUUCAGCAAGAUAGGUUUUAUGGUUUCUCCGUAACAUAAACUGAAUAUUUGUUGUUUAAUAACUAAAAAAAGAGAGGUUGGUGAGGGAACAAUUUUUUAUAGUGGUUAUAACGAGUGAUAACAGAAACUAACGUGUCACAGACAAUUUUUGAAGCAUUAAAUGUAACUACAAACAAAAGUUUGAUGUGUCAUUAAUUAUAUGUUCUUUAAUUAAUAAAAUUUGUAAGCUUUGGCAGAUUGUUGUGGUAUAAAACACUUCCAUUACAUGCUAUUAUUGAAAAAUAAUCUGUGGACUGCCUCAUGGGCUUCUGGGCUGCCUCACAACACCCUGUCAUAUUAUUAUAAAAUAACAAGACAGCACACCCUCUCAUGUUUUAUUGUGUACAUCACUAAAAAAAGGAAUGUAUAACCACAAUAAAUGUAUAUAAUAAUAAAAGUAAUGUAUCACCACAAUAAAUGUAUAUAAUAAUAAAAGUAUGUAUAACCACAAUAAAUGUAUAACAUUUAAAAUAAUCAUUGAGUGCACAAUAGAAAUUUUAUAUAGUUUAUUUGAACAAUGGAUGAUGUGAUGCAGGUUACGAUGUUGGAUUUGACUAAGCACAGACUCACAAAUUAAAGUUUUCCCAAAGCCAACACAGCCUAUUUAUUUAACAGUUUUGAUUAAAUAACUCAUUGGA